Erigeron canadensis is the source of this 2289-nucleotide messenger RNA. Its product is annotated as subtilisin-like protease SBT1.7. Gene Ontology annotation, molecular function: serine-type endopeptidase activity. Lineage: Eukaryota; Viridiplantae; Streptophyta; Magnoliopsida; Asterales; Asteraceae. The coding region runs from base 1 to 2289 and encodes 762 amino acids. The transcript has a single exon. The record is from RefSeq and is a predicted model, not a curated record. Gene Ontology annotation, biological process: proteolysis.
AUGCCACAAUCUAUGAAUAUCAGAUUCAUAUCCCUUCUUUUCACUUUCAUAGUUAUAUCAAUUGUGUCAUCAACAUCUGCAUCAGAUGAUUAUCAAGCUUAUAUUGUUCUUAUGGACAAAUCAAUGAUGCCAUCUCCUUUUUCUAAUCUCCAUAACUGGUACACUUCUGUACUUUUAACUCUUUCGGAUGGAGUUCCCGCAAAGCAUCUGUACACGUAUCACCAUGUCAUGGACGGGUUCAGUGCGGUCCUAACCAAAAAACAACUAAUCCAGCUUGAGAAAACUCCCGGCCAUCUUGCUACGUUUGAGGAGAAAGUUGGACAGGCUCACACGACGCAUACACCUAAGUAUUUGGGACUAAAGAAACAUGUUGGUUUAUGGCCCGUUUCUGGGUUUGGUGAAGAUAUGAUUAUUGGCAUACUUGAUACUGGCAUUUGGCCCGAAAGUGACAGUUUUCAUGACAAAGGGAUGUCAGAAGUCCCUUCUCGUUGGCGUGGAACUUGUGAAGAUGAAGAUUUUUGUAACAAGAAACUUAUUGGUGCACGUUCAUUCAGUGAGGGAAUGAAACACCGAAGGGAGAACAUUUCAAAAACAGAUGACUAUGAUUCUCCUAGAGACUACGAAGGACAUGGGACACACACAUCUUCAACAGCAGCUGGCAGUCGUGUAGAAAAUGCUGAUUAUUUCGGGUAUGCAAAGGGGACAGCCACAGGAAUAGCACCAAACGCUCGGUUAGCCAUGUACAAAGUGUUGUUUCUUGACAACUCAUAUGAUGCUGCAGCAAGUGACACAUUAGCCGGAAUGGAUCAGGCUAUAGAAGAUGGCGUGGAUCUGAUGUCAUUAUCAUUAGGCUUUAUCGAGACAAGAUUUUCUCAAAACCCUAUUGCAAUUGGAGCAUUUGCAGCUAUGGAAAAAGGGAUCUUUGUAUCUUGUUCAGCCGGGAAUGCUGGCCCUCAUUAUUACACGAUAACUAAUGGAGCUCCUUGGAUUACAACUGUUGGUGCAGGAACCAUAGACCGUAAAUUGGCAGCAUUCGUGACACCAAGUGAUCAGAAGUAUGGAACACUAAUUGGGAAAUCGAUUUACCCCGAAAAUCUGUUGGUUGAAAGGGUCCCUAUCUACUACGGAUAUGGAAACACAAGCAAAGAAACUUGUGACUAUCUUGAUCCUAAAGAUGUUAAAGGCAAGUACGUUUUUUGUGAAAACGAUUAUGGAUUGACAGUUGAAGAUUUUGAAGCGAGUGGAGCUCUUGGAGUUAUUUCAAGCUCAGAUUCAGGAAAUUUCCGCCGACCAAAAGAUUUCAACUUGCCCUUCGUCAUACUGGAAACCAAGGUGGCAGAGUCAUUAAAAGAAUACAUAAUUAACACAAAAAACGCAAGUAUCAGUGUGAAGUACAGUGAAACUGUUUUGGGAGUUAAGCCAGCUCCACAGGUUGCAGACUUUUCAUCAAGAGGGCCUGACCAGAGAUCUCCAUGGAUCCUAAAACCUGAUCUUUUGGCACCUGGAGUUGAUAUCUUGGCUGCCUGGGCACCAAAUAGACAAAGUGCAACAAUUGGAGAUGAUUAUUUGCUUACUGAUUAUAAUGUUGUAUCUGGGACAUCAAUGGCUUCUCCACAUAUAGUAGGCAUAGCAGCCUUAUUGAAAUCAGCCCACAAGGACUGGAGUCCAGCUGCAAUUCGGUCUGCAAUGAUGACAACAGCUGAUAUUCUCGACAACAAUAAAAGCACAAUCAUUGACAUGACCAGCGCAGAACAAGGCAAUCCUCUUGAUUUUGGUGCAGGUCAAGUUAACCCAAAUAAAGCCAUGGAUCCUGGUCUAGUUUACGACAUUCAAGCUGAAGACUACAUCAACUAUCUUUGUGCAUUGAACUACACACAAAACGAGAUACGGAUCAUUUCAAAGAAAUCAGUGAUUGAUUGUUCAAAUGCAACCCUUGAUCUUAACUACCCUUCAUUCAUUCUAAUUUUGAACAAUACAAACACGACCCGUGUCACUUUUGAAAGGGUGUUAACGAAUGUGGCGGAGACAUCAAGUUCUACGUAUCGAGCAAUGGUGCAAACUUCUGCAAUAGGUAUGAACGUUGUCGUGGAGCCUGCAACGAUUUUUUUCAAAGGGAAGUAUAGUACGGCUAAGUUUAAGGUUACUGUCGAUAUUGACUUAACUCAUGUACCUCCAUCUUAUUAUGGAUAUUAUGGUAACUCUGGGUACUUAAGCUGGUACGAGGUGAAUGGAACUCAUGUCCUUAGUAGUCCUAUUGUAUCUGCAAUCGCAUCAGCUAGACCCAUCUAA